Symbiodinium natans is the source of this 1725-nucleotide messenger RNA. NCBI's taxonomy places the organism in Eukaryota, Dinophyceae, Suessiales, Symbiodiniaceae. The record is from the annotation of a GenBank genome assembly.
AUGUUCUGUGGGUGUGAAAUUCGCCAGAAGGAGGACGGAUCAAUUGAGCUGAACCAAGAAAGGUAUGCUGAAGGGAUCAAUGAGAUUCCCCUAAGUAAAGUCCGGAAGGAACAGCCCGAAUUGGAGGUAACCGAAGAUGAACGCAAACAGUUUCGAGCAGCUCUGGGAGCACUCUCCUGGAGAGCCACGCAAUCGGCUCCAUGGCUAGCCGCCAGCGUAUCCUAUCUGCAAGGAUGUCACAAAGCCGCCAAGGUGGGAGAUCUCAUUCAAGCCAACAAGCUGAUCCGAAUGCAACGGAUUUAUAGUCAACAAACACUGUAUUUUCCGUCCGAGAUUUCCGAACCGGUUUUGCUUACGUAUCAUGAUGCUUCGUACGCUUGUCGUCGUGAUGGAUCAUCCCAGGGUGGCGUCUUCACUAUGCUGGUUGACAAGUGUGUUCUUGCAGGGAAGGUAGGUAAGUACUCUCCUCUAGGCUGGCAGUCCCGAAAGCUCCCCAGAAUCUGUAGGAGUUCUACUGCGGCUGAAAUUCAAACAGGUAGCCAUGCCAUGGAUACUCAUGAGUUCACCAAACAACUUCUCCUAGAGUGGUACAAUCAGCAGGUGAUUGACUAUAAAGACAUGGACAAGGCACUCCGUCGUUUCCAGUCCGUCGUGGUUACUGACAGUAAAAACCUGUAUGAUUCUGUGCAUAGGAUUGAAACCAGUGGUCUUCAACUGGAAGAACGACGAUUAGCCCUGGAGGUUUUGUCCAUACGCGAGCGCAUCAAGUCUGCUGGGAUGCAUUUCAAAUGGGUCGAUUCAGAUCAACAGCUUGCUGAUAACCUGUCCAAGCCUUUCUCUUUUCAGACUCUCCUUACUGCCAUUCAUAAAGGGGAACUUUGUUUACAGUUUGAUUCGCAGUUUGUGUCUGCGAAGAAGAAGCGGGCCUGGAAGAACAAGACGAGAUCUAAAGUAGACUCCGACUCUGACGACGAGAUGGGGCGCGGCUGCCUCCACGCGGACUUCGCAAACAUGUACCUCGGCGGCGGUGUGCUGGUGGGUGGCUGCGUGCAGGAGGAGAUCCGCUUCUCCAUCUGCCCUGAACUUUGUGCUGCCAUGCUGGUGUGCCCCUUCAUGCUGGACCACGAGGCCAUCUUCAUUGUGGGUGGCGAGCAGUUCUCCGCUUACUCCGGCUACGGGCGCUCGCUGCAGUACGCGGGGGACUUCCGCGACCCCACGCCCAAAGACGAGGAUGGCACGGUGAUGGUGGCGAUCACUGCCAUGGAUGCCCUGGACUUCCGCGGUCAGGCCGUGGACCAGUCCAGCCGCCACGUGGAUUUCUCCUUGGAUGAGGCGAGACUUUUGAAGAAACUUGGCUCGUUUUGCGAUGCCGGGAAAAACUGUGAUGUCGUGGACCGCCGUGCAGCGGAGGCCGUGUAUGUCACGGGAGCGACAACGGAUAUUGAUGUGGCUCUGGAGGAGGUGCCGACCAUCCAGGAGAUCAUCACGCAGCAGGCCGGGGACGAGUGGGAUGAUUCUGGGCAGUCCACUCAGCCUGCGUUCAUCGCUCGCGCGGAUCGUUCCCCCAUUUCCAGGCCCUGGUCGAUCCGACGCUUACGAUGUCUGCAGCAACGAGCACACAGCCGCUUGCUUGGUCCACUUGUGACACUUGUGGCUGAGAUGCUGGUGCGAUGCAUCCCCAGCAACCUCGUGGGCACAUGGCAGUUCACUUUGUGGAAAUUCUAA